Messenger RNA from Xylaria bambusicola, 4294 nucleotides. RefSeq lists its product as uncharacterized. The record is from RefSeq and is a predicted model, not a curated record. The transcript has 3 exons. Lineage: Eukaryota; Fungi; Ascomycota; Sordariomycetes; Xylariales; Xylariaceae. Bases 470 to 3802 code for a protein of 1110 amino acids.
AUGUUCAUCAGAUCAAUCUUCUGUAUUAGUACCUACUGUACAAUAUAUGAUAUGACUACCUACUAGUAUGCCCUUCUGUUGCACCAAAGGCAAAAUGAAGCUCAAUAUUAUCAUCAGCUCAACAUGUAGUCUGCUAGUCCUGGCCACCCUCUCUGUCUACGCUGUCAACCUUACCUAGGUAAGGCGUCCAACAUGCACGUAGCCGUCUCAGCUUCGCCUUGCCACAGGCAUCCUGCGUGGCUGGCAAGGCGACAGAAUAGCACGGACACAGAAGCCAAGCUGAGUGCUUACGCAGCCCCGUGAGGGGUUUAUACACAGCUGGAAAGCGCAGUUGAUGGCCCAAGACAGCCGUGUUGUUCAUGAAGUCACGAGAAGCCUUGUCCUUCAACUUGGAGCAGUCCUUGAUUCGGGUUCCAAGCUCCUCAACUGUUUCCAUUCAAAGGGAUAAUGUAAAAACUGACCUGAGAAAAUGGCUAGUAUCGGCAACGUGGUGGCUGCUGGGGUCUCUGCAAGAAACGAGAAUACGCUAGCUCUUGCCAAUGUCAACUUUGAUUUUUCUCUGGUCAAGAUUGAUGCCCCGAAAGAGUUCCUACACCUGGGAAAGGCACUGGCCCCCUGGAGACGCAAGAAUGCCGAGGAAGGGUCAACCCACCGUACUGCUCGUAAACUUGGAGCUUUAUUCGAGCAAAUUGCGAACCCGCCAGAAGAUCUUGUCACAGCGUAUGGCCGCCGGGCAUCUGAAAUAUCACAGGCUCUUGAUGCUCGCGAAGCCGGGAAACAGCUUGGCCUCUUCAGUGAUCAUGCUGGUGUCGAUGCUACGGUUAUAUGGGCCGCUGCAGUCUCUGGAAAGACAGCAAUCUCAAUCGCUUUGCUGGCGUGCAUGCUGGCACGAAUAUGGGACGCCCCCAAAGCCAUCUCCAUCUGGGAUGAGCUUGUACAGAAGCGAAAAGAGCAGAUUCAACAGAUUUGCGAUGGCUCGGAGCUGUCUCAUCAAGCUCUAAUGGCUGCUAGCCGCCAGGAUAUAACUCGAAGGGACCUGGCAGAAUGGGAUGCAAGCGCGCGCUCAUGGCUUGACAUCGCCGACAGAGUCAAGAAGACGGAACACCGGAAAAUGGAAGCCGUGCUUUUGAGACUAUCUCUGCCCGUUGAUAAUAGCACAGAUGUCUUUACUAGUGUCAUCACAGUCUGGAAGACAGCUAUGAUGGCCAUGGAGAAUCUGUGCAAGGGUAUACCGCAACGGGUGCAUAAUGGCGCUGUCCUCCUUGCUAUCACAUCGUGGCAUCUCUAUCCAGAUGUGGAUGUCUUUGGGGGCGGAACAGUAUCCGUUGUACAGAAUGACGCACUGGUCUCUCCUGCUGGACGUCUAACGGUGGGGUUAGAAGAUGCGGAUCCAGACUCUGCAGUGAGCGUACAUUGGUCUCUAUCACUUGCCGGUCUACGUUUUUACGGCGAUGCGGUGUUAACCACGUCCCAUGUAAGGGAUGCCUCCCGCAUCUCCUUCGAGGAGCUAACCCUCAUUUGCCUGGGUAGCCUUUUUUCUGCGUGGAAGUCCAAGCACUUUGAUCCUCUCUUUGACCAAGAAAAGGGGGCAAAACUCAUCGUUGCAUUGUGGAAGAGCGUCGAGCGCAUAGCUUCAGAUGAGACCCAUCUUACUCCCAAAGGUCAAGCCCGGUUCAUCUUAUCCUACCCAAACCAUUGGUUAUCCCUUCUAGCGAAGGCGGCUGCUAAGCUACUUGAAAGUAACAAGGGGGACGAUACAACGGCGCGUAAGCUUGUAUCGCUUGGUGCCCGCCAGGGACGUUCAUUACUUCUUGGAAACAUGGCGGACGAUCUUCCUCCCUUUUUUGGCUUACUUGACGCCAGAAAUUGGCCGCAAUUUGCACUAGAUGGGAAGUCAGUUCAUUUACUUCGUGAGCUUGCGAGGAAGUUGAAAAUCAAUGAAACGAAUUAUAGGGCUAUCAUUCACCUAGGUUGUGAGAAGUGGCAAGAUACUACUAAGCCCGCGUCGGCUUCUCUGGUACAGCCCUGGACAGCAUCUAAACAGGAUAAGUUCACGACAGUUUUCCCGUUACGAGAGCUUAGUCUAGACAAAGAAGAGGUCUACGAGAAACAUGUGUGUUGGAUAUCAGCUUCAUCUAAUCUAUCUGGGCAUGACUUUUCAAACAGUGAAUUGAGGUCGUUUGAACUCGAAAAGAUCAUCAGGCGGGACUCCGUUGUUCGCUGUGCACGCUCGAUCUGGGAAUUCGAAAUCAAGAAUGCCGUAAGGCUCUUCGAGAAUGCGGUAAAACUAUUCGUCCCUGAUGGAGUCGAUGAGCUACACCGUUUGCUCGGUAAUGAGUCGAAAGGGCUCUAUAUCUGCCCCAAAAAUAUCCGUGAGAAAAUACCAAAGACGUCGAAACCGAAGCGACCUCGAAAGCCAGUGGACGCAUCACAUAUGCCAACAAAUAUGACGUUCGACGAUGUGAUAUCGCUGAUUGAAUCCGACCUGCUUAACUCAGGACUUUUAGUUCUCUAUGUCUCGUACUCAGAAAGUCCCCCUAAGGCUGAAUCGCAGAAGAAUGAUCUUAAAGUAGACGAAGAUAUACCACCAUGGAUGUUUAAAAUUGGCAGUCCCUCCAGCCCGUAUGGUGUUACAAACCCGGAGCAAAACACUUCAAAUUUGGUAAUAGACGGGACUCUCGGGUUGGAAGAACGUGCUAGAAGCGACUUUGAACCCUCAGACAACGGCGAAGCAGACGAUAGCGGAAGCGAUAUAGAUGAGCGCUUGAAAGAAGCCUCGAAAGAAAUGGAAAGAAAUGACUUAUUGAGUGCUCUACGCAUUAAAUCUCCGGCAUUCGCUACAUCCAUGCACGCGCUGUCUGUAGCAGCGAACAUAUGGUGGUAUCUACCUGACGCCACCAUCUCUUUGAAUAUCAUCAACCAUAGUUUAUGCUCAGCGCCCUGGGUCCCCGAAUUCGUCAACUACGACAGAGCUCGUGGUAGGCUUCGCGUUUAUGCUCUGUCUCAUGUUGCUCAUGCGAAGCCCAUCGUCGAUGUCGCAAGCGCAUUCUCCUGCAUCGUCAUGUUAGAGACGGGUGGCUUGGCCAUUCCGCCUGCACAGCUAAAGAACGUCUUUGCCAUCUCUAUCAGGAAUACCAUCUACGCAGCUGCCGCCCUGCUCGCCGACCCGUAUACCCUUUGUCCACAGCAUGAGAUGCGAAUGAUUUACGGGAACGUUGGCCGUCCAGGUGUAUCUAUGAUGAUUCCACCUGCCAGCCCAUUACUCCGAAAGCCCAAGCUCGAAUCCUGGAGAUUGAUCAAUCAUGAGCCUUUCACCUACAGCCAGUGCGAUAACAUGUUUGGUAGAACAAGCCUACAUCUAGCCUUUACGGGCUACGAACAGCCAGUGGUGACCACUGCGAAGCAUGGCGCUCGGGACCUAGAAGCAUGCUACCUCGAGACUGUCGUGACAGUCUUCGACGGACGCGAAAGAGUUGGCGAUCUGGAUAUCCUCGGCGCGAUCGACAAUGCUGUGUUCGAUAUCAUGCCUACGAACACUGCGUGUGCACACCCUUCCCGGCCAUCACAGUGCCCCAGAUGGAUCGUGGUGGCUUCAUGGGAAGAACUUCUGGAACUACCCAGUGGCAAAGUCUUCCUUGUCAAGGCUCAUGGAAACGCGCUGUCCAGGUUAGCCACUGCUGUAGUAUGUGUGCAGAAAGGCGUCGGUCGAUGCUUCAUACUACCCCCUGAUCCGUGCUAUUCUUGUGUUGGGGAGGCACUGCGAAAUCAAGUCCCGGAUGACUCGAUAGUUUUGAUUUGUUAAAGAAUGGAUCUCGUAGUUUACUUGGGUUGAAUCGUGAGGUGUAACACUACUUGUCAUCUCUUUUUGUCGGUGAUCAAGUGUGAGCAUUACGUACUUGAACUAUUCUAACUUGUCACUCAUUAAUCAUUGGUUUUACUGCGGAUCUCAUCCUCAUAUCUAGGCCGAGAUCGUAUGUUCUAUUUUUGAACUAUGUAGAUGAUUCAUUGCAUUUGACGUUUCACUCGGAAUUAUGAUCAACUCUAUCAACUCUGACCAAAAUCAGAGUCAUGGUGUUGUUCAAUGCCGUGACGCUUUUUAUACGAUCCGAUCUAUCUAUCUAUCUAGACAUUUAUUUGACAUACCUAUAAUGCCUUCAACAAAAUAGACGAGGCGAAGACUAGAUGUCGAGAACUUAUUAAUGCCACAUUGAAGGCGCAAUGAAUGGCUUGAAUGGGUUGAGUAUUCAGUAACUAUUUAUAAUACAUCGAUCGUCAUCAUCCUCGUGAGGAAUAC